AUGAAUGUAGAACAUGAAGUGAACUUAUUAGUCCAGGAAAUCAAGCGCCUUGGUGCACCCAAUGCUGAUGGACAGGUGUCAGUCAAGUUUGGAGUGCUAUUUAAUGAUGAUCGUUGUGCAAACAUAUUUGAAGGUAAAAAUUAUCUUACUGAUUGUCGAGUUGCGUAUUACUGGUAAGCCUACUGCCCUAGUCCUCCUAAUGACCAAGCAUAAAAACUUGCAAUAUUAUCAUAAACAUAAGAAAUUCAAAACAUCAUGUUCUUAUGGCGCUUAACUUCACAUCAACAUUAUUUCCAUUGAGGACUAGUCUCCAGUCAGGUCCUUCAAACUUCUCGCAAGGCUCCCCACUCCCCACCUUGUGGGGAUGGGGAAUAUCACAUGACUCUGGCAUGUACAGCUACGAAGGAAACUAAGUGAGGACUAGUUCAACAAAAUGCAUAAGCUCAAGCAGCAAAAAAAGGCAUUUGUGCAGACAUAAGUAGCACCACUCUGUAUGCUUUUGCACCAUAGGUUUAUCACAAGAGUCAGCAUCCCUGUGCUGAUGAACAGUUAGAGCACUUUCCAGGUUUUAAGAACUCUCAAGCGUCUGUGCUUCUCGUGUCAUUUCUCUCAUGUUCGUAAACCUGCAUAACUUUCAGCAACUGAAAAAUGUCCACACUUAAUUUUUAUUCCCAUGUAAAUCACCAAAUGGGUUUUGUUUUUAUUGCAGCCCUUGUGGGAACCCUCAAAGCGGCUAAGAGAAAGAAGAUAGUGAACUACAGUGGUGAAUUACUUCUUCAAGGUGUACAUGACAAUGUGGAGAUUGUGCUGUUAAAAGAUGAAUGA
Porites evermanni is the source of this 825-nucleotide messenger RNA. The record is from the annotation of a GenBank genome assembly. Lineage: Eukaryota; Metazoa; Cnidaria; Anthozoa; Scleractinia; Poritidae.